AUGCGCUCAUCACGGAUUUCAAGAGAUGCUUCGAAACUAUUCGAUCAUACGGCUGAGCCCAUUUCACCUCCAAGACGAUUGACAAGGUCUGCGCUAGCCAAAUUCGCCUUUACCUCGACAGAAGAGUCCAAACCUACGAUCGCCGAUAUCGAAGACAGUGGAGAUCCUGCUCGCAAACGAAGGCGUGCCGUAGUGACUAAGACCGAAUUUUCGAAAUCCGCCCGAGUUGUAAAGCCUGAAGUGGUCGACAAAGCCCUCGAUGAUAUCCCUUCACCCCCAGCAAAAGCGCGACGGGUUCGUAAGCCCGCUCGCAAAGCCUUCGAUGCAACAACUGGCGUAACGAAGAUGGACCCUCCCUCAGAUUGGGAGGCUGUUUAUGAUACCGUGAGGAAGAUGCGGGCACCAGGCGGGCGAGCUUACGGUGCAGCUGUUGACACUAUGGGAUGCGAACGCCUGGCGGAUCGAAACGCAUCGCCAAAAGACCAGAGAUUUCACACAUUGGUGGCGCUCAUGCUAUCGAGUCAGACAAAGGACACGGUGAACGCCGUGGUUAUGAGGAAGAUGCAAACUGAACUGCCACCGUUUGAACCCGGGGCACCCCCAGGACUAAACCUAAAUAACAUACUGGCAAUCGACCCUAAGCUUCUGAACGAGUUCAUCUGGGCGGUCGGCUUCCAUAAUAAUAAGACAAAAUAUAUCAAGCAAACAGCCGAGAUACUCCGCGAUACAUGGGAUGGCGAUAUCCCCAACACCAUCGAGGGCCUCGUAUCGCUGCCGGGCGUCGGACCCAAGAUGGCCUAUCUCUGCAUGUCCGUAGCAUGGGGUAAACAUCUGGGGAUUGGUGUUGAUGUGCACGUACAUCGUAUCACAAAUCUUUGGGGUUGGCACAAAACGAAGAACCCGGAGGAGACACGAACAACACUUCAGUCAUGGCUCCCUCAGGAUCGAUGGCAUGAGAUCAAUAAUCUUCUGGUGGGGUUGGGACAGUCGGUAUGUCUUCCUGUCGGUCGCAAGUGCGGCGAAUGUGAUCUUGGCCUUGAAGGACUAUGCAAAGCUGCCGAUCGAGCAAAGGUGUCUGCUGGACGUAAGCUCAAAGCCGAAAAAGUUGAAUCGGAGGCCCAGAGCGACACACUGGUCAAAAUGGAGGUUUCACAGAGCAUUGUAAUCAAAGAAGAGGGUGGUGCAUGA
Messenger RNA from Fusarium musae, 1188 nucleotides. RefSeq lists its product as uncharacterized. Bases 1 to 1188 code for a protein of 395 amino acids. The record is from RefSeq and is a predicted model, not a curated record. Gene Ontology annotation, biological process: nucleotide-excision repair; base-excision repair; base-excision repair, AP site formation. Gene Ontology annotation, molecular function: oxidized pyrimidine nucleobase lesion DNA N-glycosylase activity; DNA-(apurinic or apyrimidinic site) endonuclease activity; DNA binding. Gene Ontology annotation, cellular component: nucleus. NCBI's taxonomy places the organism in Eukaryota, Fungi, Ascomycota, Sordariomycetes, Hypocreales, Nectriaceae. The transcript is spliced from 2 exons.